AUGGAUUGGUAUCAAGAAGCGCUUUCAAAAUUUUGCAAUUCUCGUCCACCAAGCUCUGAAUGGGUUUCCUUCAUUGAUUCUAUUAAUUACGAGAAGCCUCACCUUUCUUAUGGCUACAUAAAUGAAUAUCUCCUCUCAAAAACCUUCCUCACUGGUCCUCAGCUCUCCUCAGAAGAUUUCUACCUCGCCUACAAGCUCAAAAAUAUCCCAUCCUUUGCCAAGCUCCUCACCAGCAAAUUAAAGCCCCAGCAUCUCUGCCGCUGGUUCCAUCACAUUUUUACUAUUUUUCCUGACGAAAGUUAUGAAAUUUACAAAAAACAUGCUGAGAUCAUCGAUUCCAGACUCAUUGAGGCCUUAAAAUCCAACGACAUGAAAAAAUUUCAAAGUCUCCUAGGUCUUGUCAAUAUAAAUGCCAGAGAUUCUAUAUGUGAAGGACCAAGACCUAUCCACAUAGCCUGCAAGCUCGGAAAUUUCGAAGCUUUAAACAAAUUAAUAGAAAACGGGGCAAGCAUUGAGACUUUAGACGAAGAAGGACUAACCCCAAUUUUUUAUGCAGUAAAAUGCAAAAAUAUUGAGAUGUUUAAGUAUUUGGUUACGCUGGGAGCUAAUGUAUUUCACAUAGAAAACCAAAAAAGGUCCCUAUUUUUUUGGGCUGCAAGCGCACAAAGGCUUGAUAUUUUGGAUAUUUUGAUAGAAAAAGGAUGUGAUGCUAAUGCUAGAACUAUUCUGGGGAGGACUGCUUUGAGUAAAGCUGCAUGGAAUGGCGCGAUCGAUAUUAUAAAAUAUUUAUUAAAAAUCCCAGAGAUACAACUGAAUACGCCUGAUGGUAAAUUAAGGACGCCUUUACAUAAUGCAGUAUGGGGCUGCGCAGGAGGGAGACUUCAUAAAAAAAUGGGAAAAAAUUCAAAUGACUGUCCUGAAGCUGCUGAACUUUUAUUAGACCAUGGAGCUGAUAUAGAAGCUAUGGACGAUUCUGGGAAUACCCCUUUAUGUAUAGCUGCCUCUACAAAGGCAGAGAAUUCUUUAAAACUUUUAAUAGCUAGAGGAGGGAACGUAUAUCACCAAAACUCCUAUGGAUACCCACCUCUUCAUCAAGCUUGCUACCGCGGACAUGUGGAUUGUGUCCAGAUUUUGCUUGACUAUGGAGUUGAUAUAAAUUCCAAAUGCAAAAAUGGCUGGACUUCCCUUGAAGACUCUAUUCAUUUUAAUAAAGAAAAAGUUGUUGAUCUUUUACUGUCACGAAAUGCUAUAUGUGACGAAAAUACUAUAAAAAUUGGCUUAAAAGACGGCAAAUUUCCUAUAAUACAAAAAUUGUUUAGUUACUCGUCAAGGAAUCCUGAUGAUUUCAUUUCUUAUUGUUUAGAAGAAGGAAAUGAUGAAAAUACCUUGUGGGUUUUGGAAAAUUCGAAAAGGGAUAUAAACUUGGAAGAGUUGAGGCUUGGGCUUAGAAGGAGUAAGAAAAUUGCGGAUCUGGUACUGGGAAAGUGGGAUAAGGAAAUCCCGAAUGAAAUUUUGGAGAUGGGGAUUGAGUUUAGGUUAGAAAUAAAUGAUUUGUUAAGCCAGUUGAGUCCGACUGCAAGAGCUUUGCAUUUAGCUAUAGCAUUUUCUAUAAAUUAAUUAGGAAAAAUUAUAGUAUAAUUAAUUCAUAAAUCAAUGGAAAUAGAGUAUAUCGAAAGGAAAUGAAGCUUUGGCUUUAAAAAUGAUAGAAAAAGACAACGAAUUGUGAAAGAAAACUGAUGAAAGCACAGGACAAACUGCUUUGCAUAUUGCUGCAAGAUAUGGGAAAUGCCAAAUCGCUGCGAAUUUAGUAAAAAUGGCUUGAGAUCCUAUCCAGUAUAUAACUUUAGAAGAUAAAGAAGGCUUAAACGCCAUCAUGAUAUCAGAAAUUCACAAUUUCCCUUAUUUUUCAGCACUUUUAACUCUCCCUCUUUAAAUUGUAAAAAUAUCGGUAAAAUUUCCAUUUUGGUACUUUAACCCUUGAAAUGGAGCAUUUUUUUCAAUAAAAAAAAAUUUUCUAGGUAAAAUGAUAAUUUUUAUAUAUAUUUUUAAUGGAAAAAGUGUAAUGUUUGAGCAGAUUUUUAAUUUUUGAAUUAAUUUUUUAUAAAGUAUUUUGAAAUUUAAAGCAUUGCAUUCAUUUUAAUUUUUUAUAAAUAUUUUAAAAUUAGCCCCCUUAAAUUUGUAUAGAUUUUUUGUUACAAUUUGAAAAGGGAGGAGAGUAAGAGACCUUUAUAAGCAGGCUUCCCAAAAAGAGAUUUUCAGCUAUGUCAAAAAUAUUGAAUUUACAGAAACUUCAGAGCCAGUUCCCAAGCAUCCUUUGACUCUGGAAGAAAUGCAGAAUAAUUUCUAUAGCAUAAACGCUACCCUUAAAGAAAUUAAAGAAACUGAAACCAUUUGGGUAGACACACAAGAGUUACUGGAAAGCAUGAAGUCUUAUUUCCAGGACAUUAAAGUUAUAGGUUUUGAUUUAGAGUACCACAAUUUUGACGCUAAAAAAGGUUGCAUUUGCCUAUAUUUUUUUAAUUAAAUUUUUUUAUAUAAAAGUAAUGCCCUUUUCUUAUUUUUUAUAAAAAACUUAUAAGGCUGGCGAUCUUAAAAUAAACCCAAUAGAAGCCAGAAUAGAUAGUCCAGAUUUCUUCAGGCGAAAAAGACUUUGUGGUCGAUUUGCUUACCAAUAGAAAAAACAUUGGAGAAUUUUUAAGAAAUUUAAUGCUUGAUCAAGAAAAACUCAAAAUUUUCCAUGGCUCAGAUUCUGACCUAGCAUGGCUGCAAAAUGAUUUUUCCGCUUUUGCAGUGAAUAUUUUUGACACUGCAAGAGCUUACAAAAUAAUUGCUGGGGAAAUCGAGGCACAGUCACUGGCGUCUUUAAUUAAUAUUUAUUUGGGAAUUAAAAUUGAUAAGACUUUUCAAAUCGCUGAUUGGAGAAUCAGGCCGAUCCCAAAGCCGAUGCUAGAGUAUGCAAGAUGUGACGCCCAUUAUUUGCCAUUUCUUUAUCUAGCUCCCCAGUAAUAAAAUUCUUGCUUACUCAUGGAUAGUUUUUGCCCAAAAUUCAAAUCGUAAUUUUAUAUGAAUAGAUAAAAUUAGCUUAUUAUGGGUGUUUUCAGAUAAAAAGCAAAAAUGCAAAUUUUCGUCAUUUAUCCCUUAAUAAUAAGCAAAUUUCGAUUUAUUCAUAUAAAGUGUACCAUUUGAAAAUUUGUGCAAAAUCUCCAACAAAUAAACAAUAUUUCGCUUAUAAUUGGGGGGGAGUAAGAAUGAAGAGUGAACUGUCUGCUGAGCAGUUAGAGUUGCUGGCAAAUACAUUUAAUGCCAUGUGCCAGAAGUCCUCAUCAAGUAAGUUAACAAGAGUAGACAUAACUAAUUGUGGGUAA
This is a messenger RNA of Blepharisma stoltei, 3365 nucleotides long. The record is from the annotation of a GenBank genome assembly. NCBI's taxonomy places the organism in Eukaryota, Ciliophora, Heterotrichea, Heterotrichida, Blepharismidae.